UGUCUACCUCAAAAAAGACGAUGUGGAAGGUUUUUGCUUUCUUACUCCUUUGCGUCUGCGGCGCGUAUGCCCGCGUUUCGGCCGGAGACAUUAGAUACUUUUUAUGGAAUGGACGUGCCAAUAGGGAAGAAUUAAGAAUUAAUCAAUAUGGAAAUAACAUCGACAGAAACGCACCCGUUAAAAUUCUUAUUCACGGUUGGACCGAAAGUAUUGACUCUUUCUGGUAUGGUGGUGCUAGAACCGCGUAUGUAGGAACUGGUGCUAAUGUGAUUGCUAUUGAUUGGUCCAGACAUGCCCAAUUAACUUACCCAACUGCAGUUGGUCGUCUUUCUGACAUUGGAGAAUUUAUCGCUCAAUUUAUCAACGGAUUAGUAAAUAGUCAAGGAAUUUCUAUCAAUGACGUUCAUUUGGUUGGCCACUCUUUGGGUGCCCAUCUUUCUGGAUUUACUGGUAAAGCUCUUAGGAAUAAUUUUAGAACCACUCUUGGUAGAAUUAGUGGUUUAGACCCAGCAGGUCCAAGUUUCACCACCUCCCUCAGUAGGAAUCGUUUAGAUUCAUCUGAUGCUGCUAGAGUUGAUACAAUCCUCACGGAUGCCGGUUUAAGUG
Molecule: messenger RNA, 606 nt
Organism: Onthophagus taurus
Lineage: Eukaryota; Metazoa; Arthropoda; Insecta; Coleoptera; Scarabaeidae
Source: RefSeq, a predicted model, not a curated record